AUGGUGCUGCCGUGCUCGUGCUGCCCGCCAUCGCCGUCCCUGUCGUCGCCCGUCUGCCCCGGGAUGCCCGUCAAGGCGUGGUCGCCCUCGUGGGAGGAGGCGGAGGGUGGCGUGAUCGUCGUCUCUCUCAACCUGCUGUUGUGGGGCGUGCUGUGGGCGCUCUUCGGCCAGGCCGCCGGCCCGCUGUCCGCGCCCUUCUACGUCAUCAUGCUGUCGCUGGCGGGCCACGCCAUCGGCGUGCUGGUGGGAGCGCUGACGCCCUUCCCGCCCAUGUAUGGCAUGCUGCUCAUGCCCGCCAUCGUGUCCAACCUUGGCCUCGACGAGCUGGAGGUGCUGGACCACGUCCGAGGCGAUAUAGCGGCCCUGAUCGUCUUCGCCUCGAUGGGGGUGUUCGUGGCCAGGGCGGGGAUCGACGUCGAGCUGUCGCAACUGCAGAGCUCGUCCGGGCUGGUGCUCGCGCUCGCGUUCCUCCCCCUGCUCUCCGAGGUCGCCGUCGUCACGCUCGUCGCCACCUAUGUCCUCGACAUCUCGCUGCGCUGGGCCUUUCUGCUCGCCACGCUCACCAGCCCCAUGUCCCCCCUGGUGGUGAUGUGGACGGCGCUGCAGCUGCGCCGCGCUGACCUGGGCACGCCGACGGCCGUGUGCUCGCUGCUGCUCGUCGUCUGCGCCUUGGACUGGGCCGCAGGGCUUUGCCUCAUGGGCGUGGCCCUGAAGUGCGCCGUGCAGACAGAGUCCUGGAGCACAAUCGCGUCGGGGCUCACCGAGCUGAUAUCGGGCAUCCUGAUCGGCUCGGUCAUCGGCUUUUUCUCCAUCUACGUUCCAAACGAGCACAAUGUGCACGCCACCUUUUACCGCGUCGAGAUGCUCCUGGCCGUCAACGUGUGCUUCGUGGUCCUGUUUCACUACUUCCUGGGCAUGCCUGCUAUCGGCUACCUGUCCGCCUUCACCACGGCCUGCGUCGCGUCCAACGGCUGGAAGACUCUUUCUAUGGACUCGAAAAAGGCAAGAUAUUCUAAUAGAGAGAUUCCACGCCGUUAUAAACGCCUUUAG
This is a messenger RNA of Frankliniella occidentalis (western flower thrips), 1050 nucleotides long. RefSeq lists its product as uncharacterized. The transcript is spliced from 5 exons. Lineage: Eukaryota; Metazoa; Arthropoda; Insecta; Thysanoptera; Thripidae. The coding region runs from base 1 to 1050 and encodes 349 amino acids. The record is from RefSeq and is a predicted model, not a curated record.